This is a messenger RNA of Pollicipes pollicipes, 2065 nucleotides long. RefSeq names its product Apoptosis inducing factor (gene AIF). NCBI's taxonomy places the organism in Eukaryota, Metazoa, Arthropoda, Thecostraca, Pollicipedomorpha, Pollicipedidae. Gene Ontology annotation, molecular function: FAD binding; protein dimerization activity; NAD(P)H oxidase H2O2-forming activity. The transcript has 13 exons. Gene Ontology annotation, cellular component: mitochondrion; cytoplasm. The record is from RefSeq and is a predicted model, not a curated record. Gene Ontology annotation, biological process: apoptotic process; mitochondrial respiratory chain complex assembly. The coding region runs from base 80 to 1966 and encodes 628 amino acids.
UUUACACUGCUGCCGUGGCCGGUGCCCGGGGUUGACAUACCCGCUUUGUUUUUUCCUUGCGUGUCUGCACUGCUGCAAGAUGUUUCGCUGUGCCCAUGUCCUGCACCAGUCGCCACUCACGGCUUCCAAUCUUCUCACUGGCGUCAGGUUUACCGUUCGAAAUGGAACAAAGAGCGGUCGGCGGUUUUACAAGCAGGAGGCGUACAAGCCGGUGACGAUGAACGACCUGCCCGUGCCGCGCGGCUCCUGGGCGCAGCUGCACGCGCUGAAGCAGAGGAACUAUAACCUGACGCUGGCCGGCGGCCUGGCGUUCACCGGCUUCACGGCGUUUGUGGCAUACCAAAGCAACUUGAUCGUGUUGAAUACGACUCCCGAUCUCAAGAAGAUGAACAUCCGCACGUCUGUCCCCGAGCCGGCGUCCACUGCCGAGAGCGGCGCUGCGCCAGACGACGUCGCGGCGGCGUCGCCUGCGCCGGCCGGCACCGAGGCGGCGCCGGCAGCCGCGGCGGCCGAGCCGCUGCCUGAGGUGCCCGCCCACGUGCCGUACCUUCUGGUGGGCGGCGGCACCGCCUCGUUCGCCGCCUUCCGCGCGAUCAAGGCCAAGGACGCCAAAGCCAAGGUUCUGGUGGUGACGGAGGAGCCGCACCUACCCUACAUGCGACCGCCGCUCUCCAAGGAGCUGUGGUUCUCUGACGACCCCGAGACGCCCAGCACGCUCAAGUUCAAACAGUGGAAUGGAAAGGACAGGAGCAUCUUCUUCGAGCCGUCCGAGUUCUACUGCCGGCCGGCGGAGCUGCCCGAACGCGAGAACGGCGGCGUGGCCGUGCUGGCCGGCCGGCGGGUCGUCAAGCUGGACGUGAUCAAGCGGCGCGCCUACCUGGACGACGGCUCGGAGAUCACCUACGACAAGUGUCUGCUGGCCACCGGUGGCCAGCCACGCUCGCUGCCGGCGCUCGAGGCCGUCCGAGACAAGGUGACGCUGUUCCGCACCAUCGACGACUACCGCUCGCUGGAGGAGACGAUGCGCAAGGCCAAGUCGGUGGUGAUUGUGGGCGGCGGCUUCCUGGGCAGCGAGCUGGCCUGCGCGUUGGGCAGGAAAGGCAAGCAGACCGGCCUGACGGUGACCCAGACGUUCCCGGAGCCGGGCAACAUGGGCCGGGUGCUGCCCGAGUACCUCAGCAACUGGACCACGCGCAAGGUGCAGGCCGAGGGUGUGCAGGUGCUGACCGGCACCAGCGUGAAGUCAGCCCGCCGACAGGGCGAUGCCGUGGAGCUGACGCUGGACGACGGGCGCCAGCUGACGGCGGACCACGUGGUCGUCUCGGUGGGCCUGGCGCCACGGACCGAGCUGGCCGCCACCUCCGGCCUGGAGCUGGACGACACGCACGGCGGCUACCGCGUCAACGCCGAGCUGGAGGCGCGCUCCAACCUCUGGGUGGCCGGGGAUGCCGCCUGCUUCUUCGACGUCCAGCUGGGGCGGCGCCGUGUGGAGCACCAUGACCACGCGGUCGUGUCGGGCCGGCUGGCCGGCGAGAACAUGACCGGCGCAGGGAAGCCGUACUGGCACCAGUCGAUGUUCUGGUCCGAUCUGGGGCCGGACGUGGGCUACGAGGCGAUCGGUAUCGUGGACGCCGCCCUGCCGACGGUCGGCGUGUUCGCCAAGGCCACGGCCAAGGACACGCCCCAGGCGGUGGUGGAGGCCACGGGCGAGGGCGUCCGCUCCGAGACAGAACAGGCGGCGGAGUCGUUGCCGCAGACGGCCCCCACCGCGCCGCGGCCGCCCCGCCAGGGCGAGGAGUACGGCAAGGGCGUCGUGUUCUACACCAGGGACGACACCAUCGUCGGCCUCGUCCUAUGGAACGUGUUCAACAAGAUGCCCACCGCCAGGAAGAUCAUCAAGGAGGCGAGAAAGUCCGACGAAAUCAGCGAGCUAGCCAAAUUGUUCAGCCUAUACGACUCAGAAUGAGCGUCAGCGGGCUGUUAGUGCAAGCGACGCGGACUGGGCGGCGCUGGCGCGGCCACCAGCGGCGCACGGUCGCGCGCCGACCCGGCGGCGGCGGCGGCC